Messenger RNA from Oppiella nova, 267 nucleotides. NCBI's taxonomy places the organism in Eukaryota, Metazoa, Arthropoda, Arachnida, Sarcoptiformes, Oppiidae. The record is from the annotation of a GenBank genome assembly.
AUGUCUGGUUUUAUUCAUGAGUUUAGGCCGGGAUGUGAAGCGGUGUUUCGAUCGGCGUCGUCGCGAAUACGGCAUAAAGUGGUUCACAGGGGAACGGCUGACUUCACCUGCCAUUGGGACGGCUGUGGAAAGAGUUUCAAAUUCAAAGGCAAUUUCAUAUUUGUAAUGCCAAGUGUUGUGCAGUUGUGGGCCAUGGUAUGGGAUGGUGGACAGUGGACAGUGGAUUAUGGUUGUAUUGGGGUAGGAAAGGCACACAUCUGGCACUAG